AUGUCUUUUACUAAGAAAGAAAUCACUCAAAACGAAAAAAAUGCUCUCCAAAAACCAAACAGUGGCUUUUUAGAAUCACUGGCCGGAAUGAUGCCGAUUUUAACCUUGACUUUUGAACAGUUUACGGGCCAAACUAUCCCACCUAUGAAAGGCACCUUGGCGGAUAUGGCGGCCGCUUUACUCCAAAUCCAACAAACCCAGCAAACUAUUUUACAAAAGAUUACGGAUUUAGAAAAAAAUUGUGCCGAACAAUUUAUCCACCAAGAACAGCAAUUAACUUCUUUACAAAAGCAAUUAAAGACUGAAUUAGCCGAAAUAAAAAGCCUUUUACAAGAAAUUAAACAAAUAUUAGAAAAAAAUGCUAAAAGAUAA
This is a messenger RNA of Scutellospora calospora, 372 nucleotides long. The record is from the annotation of a GenBank genome assembly. NCBI's taxonomy places the organism in Eukaryota, Fungi, Glomeromycota, Glomeromycetes, Diversisporales, Gigasporaceae.